AGAAUUGUAAUUUCUUUUCUCCACUUUACGCCAUUUUGGAUAACGACGUAUACUACAGGUGUGAAUUGCAAGAGAAUGGCGAGGCUUGUGCAUUCGAGUUCAGACGAGGUUGACCCUUGGCCUGUCAACAAACCAAGCUCUUUAGAAGAUCUGUGCAUUGAUUUCUUAGUUGGAAAUAUUUUCACUUUUCUUAACAAAACUGAUGAGUCUUAUUGCCUCAAACCAGGAAUCAACUUUCCACAGGGACUGAGUGACAAGAUUUUAAUCAAGUUGGCAAAGUAUUCCAAGCACCUGGAAAAUCCCAAGGACAAUGUGUUUGGAAUAUUCAACAAUCGAGCAACCACUAGUUUAACAGAACUCCCGUUGCGCUAUACAGCUGUGAAUAAUCAGCAGUUAAAAUUUCUUUGUCUUCAUCCUGUACGGCGUGUAGACAUUUCAUAUUGUUCGGAAAUCAAUUCUCAGUUCCUUGAUGCAAUAAACCAGACAUCCAAGACCCUCCAAUACCUCCAAAUCGGCGGCAAUGACAUAAUCGCUAGACUAGAUUUUAUACUCAAUGAAUCACGUCAGGUAGAGGAUCAAACCAAUGCAAGUGGAGAUCACGAUGAGAGGCUACAAAACAUGACCUUAAACUUGCCUCAUCUAAGACACCUGUGCUUGCGUGAAUUUCAGGGAUUUAAACCGAUCGACGAUAUGCCGAUGGAAAGUGUGAGAAUACUAGAACGUGUGAUACAACCUCUGAGGAGCUUAACUCACUUAGACCUGUACCUAUGUGGCUGGGGUUUAGGGCAGCGGUUCCUGAUAAAGCUGGGCAACCUUGACCUUCCUAAUCUUGUCUCCCUCACACUUUGUGAUACACUGAAUGGCUGUGAACCUGCCUUGGAUAAUCUCAUGAAGCUGAGAACUCUGAGGCACCUGGACAUAUCUCAAGCUGAGGACACCAACUGGUACCUGCCUGUCCAGUAUCGCAAUCCCACUGAGAGGAUCGCUAACCUGCUGGCCGCCCUGCCCUUCCUGCGGUCCCUUGACAUCUCUGGGACCAACCUUGCCGGGGACCUGCCAUGGGAGCCUGUGUCUCACAGGCUUGAGCCCAAGAAAUCUGAGGAGCCCGAAGAACCAUGUGGUCUGCCUGGAAAUGAUGGUCGGACGUUUGAGUUCCUGGGACUGUUGAACUGCCCUGGUGAUCCCUGUCGAAGAAAAAAACUUCCAGCUGUUAAGGUGACAGGCGAUGGUUCGGAGGAGCAGAUAAUCCUGUCACUGAACGUGUACAGGGACAAGCCUACCCUGCUGACCCGGGCUUUCAACGCUCUGUUCAACAAGUUCCGCUUUGAGACCGUUAAGGCUCAUUGUGCUGCGCUGGAGGCUAUUGUGGAGGGUAUGGAGAGAAAUAAGCAUGACAAACACGUGCAGAUAUCUGGCAGUGCGUCUCUGUUCUACAUCGUGAAAGGGAGCAGAAAACCCUUCAUAACACAUGUCCAGAAAAGGCGAGUCAUAUACUGCCUGUUGGAUGCAAUGGAAAGACACAUUACUGAACUAACUAUGAUGCGGAAUGGCUGCCUCACGUUGUGUCAUUUCAACAUACCAGAUGAAGUGCUCCACUGUUACAAUCGCCUGGUGCGGGUGCUGAUACAGAUGUUGAAGCACGAGCACAACGAUGAUUUCCUCCUGCGUAUAGGCAUCUUCCUGCUGAACAGCCUAGCCUGCCAGGUCGAGAGCGAACAGAAAAAGGUCCUGGGAGACCUGGAGAUUGUUGAGGUGAUGUGCAAGAUCAUACAGAAUAAGUUGAAGAACAAAGUCUGUGACGAGAUACUGGAGGUGUGCUGGAGUACACUGUGGAAUGUAACAGAUGAGACUGAGUCAAACUGCACACGGUUCAUGAACCAACAGGGGAUGUACCUGUUUCUUGACUGCUUUAAUGAGUUUUCUGACAAAGAGGAGUUGCUGAGAAACAUGAUGGGUCUGAUGGGAAAUAUUGCAGAAGUGCAGAAGCUGAGGCAAAACUUGAUGAAUGAGGAGUAUGUCACAGUGUUCACAAACUUCUUGGAGUCAAAGAAAGAUGGGAUAGAAGUGAGCUACAAUGCUGCAGGAGUUCUCUCCCAUCUCCUAUCAGACGGGGAGGAAGCCUGGAGGGUAGAAAUCCCUAGUCGAGAUGAGGUGAUCCUGCGUAUAGUGCAGGCUAUACAGCGCUGGCCCCUUGAAAGCCAGCGCAACAUCAACUACAGAUCGUUUGGACCAAUCCUGAAUCUGGUUCGGUGUUUCAGGUCUCAUGCCUCACAGUAUUGGGCCGUCUGGGCCCUUUGUAAUCUCACAAAAGUGUAUCCUGACAAGUACAUCAAGCUGUUGAAGGAAGAAGGUGGUCUGGAAAUUCUGGAGAAGGUCACGCGAGAUCCGCGCCCCAUCACAGCAAUUAAAGAGUUGGCCAGACAGGUCAUAGACCGAGUACAAAUGCCAGUCGAGGCUUCAGAGGAGAUGAAUGAAUAACGCUUCUAUUGAAGUCUGCGCCCGUAUUCACCAACCCAUUCUUAGACUUAAGAAUAAAGAAUAGACUUAGAAGCAAAAAAAAAAUGUUCAGCUUUUGAAUAUAUACAGACUACCACUGGUGAUUAUGUCAUCAACAUUAUUAUGAACAUGAACAAUGAUGUAAAUGAAGUUUGUUAGUGCUAAGUUUAUUUAAUAUUCCAGUUGAAAGAAUAUUCUUUAUUCUUAGACUCAAGUCAGAAAAUUGUUUGAUGGAUACGGGGCCUCAAGUGACAACAUUGUAUGGGAAUAUCGAUACUUGAGCCUCGUUUCGGGAAAACUGGGCUUAAUGCAUGUGUGUAAAAGUCAAACCAGAUUAGCCUGUGCACAGUGCCAAGGCUAGCGCUCCAGGCGUUCUAAGCCUCGCAACAUAAACUUCUCUUUAUUCAACGCUAACCUAGUAUUCUCUAUCUACACAAGUAUCAUAAUGCAAUCAACAGUUAGUUACUGCGUGUCAUUAUUGUCCCCUACCGGUUUCACCGGAGGGGACUUAAGGUUUGCACUCUGUCUGUCUAUCUGUCUGUCAGUCAGUCACACUUUUCUGGAUCCUGCGAUGACUUUAAAAGUUCUUAAUUUUUUUUCAUGUAACUUGAAACAUGGAUAGAUGGCAAUAUGGACAUUAUGCACGUCUUUUCAUUUUGUUCCUACGUCAAAAAUUCUGGUUGCUAUGGCAACAAAUAGACUAGAAAUACUGCUGAAAAUGGUGGUUUUCUGGAUCCUGCGAUAACUUUCAAAGUUCUAAAUAUUUUUUCAUGAAACUUGAAACAUGAAUAGAUGACAAUAUGGAUAUUAUGCACGUCAUUUCAUUUUGUUCCUACGUCGAAAAUUCUGGUUGCUAUGGCAACAACAACAAAAAAUUCUGACAAUGGUGGAAUUUCUGACAAUGGUAGAGCUGGUAGGGGACUUUAUUGCUUGGCAAAAGUCUUGUUUUUUUUAAUUCAAUAUGUGCUGAGAUUAGAUAACUAAGAAUACACAAAGGCUUUAAGCAUUCAGUCAAGUACAUGUUCCAUAACUGUAUUUUAUUAAGUAUGGUUUCUAAAUGGUGGAGAAAAGUCGUAUGUUUUGUAAAUUGAUGGUUUUCCAAGUGACUUGUUAAUAUGUUGAAAAAAAUGUUAAUUUAUUAUUAUUAAAUUAUAAUAACUGUGCCCUUCAGCAUAACUUAUUUGCUUAUCUCUCUCUCACAAUUAAGUUUGAUCACACCGUUCACACAUAUUUUUGUACAUACAGUUGCAACUAAAUGUUCAUGUUACUGUAUACAUUUUGUGUUAAAGAAUGGAUAUUAAAUUAAUUAAAAUAUUAUAAUAUAUGUAAUACUUAAUUACUUAAUCGUACAUUAUAAGUCAACAUUCAUAAUAUUUUAUGUUUACACAAAAUAUUGAACCAGUACAGUAAGAACCUUCUGAAAUUCUUAAAUAUUCACAUAUUUAUAUGUUAUUGAAAAACAUUUUGCAUAUGCCAUGCAAAACUGCCAAAAGUUCUAUAAAUUAUUAGCAAAACUUUUUAAAAGUCAACUGCAUGUUAUUUGAAACAUCCAGUUUUCGAAAUCAUAUAAAAAGCCCUAAUUGUUCUUAAACUUGUACACAUAUUUAUUGUUAUUUCAAACGGUAAAUACAACGGUAACCUUUCCUAUGGUAAUUCCAUUGUAUAUGGUCGUCUUGAUUAAGGCACGAAUCCACCAGUUGCCAACGGAAUAUAAUCAUGAUAACUGUUUUUGAAUAUGCCUUUACUUUUUUUCUGAAAAUGCAAUUUUAUGUUAAAUUGUUAACGUAUUUUUUGUCUGAUCUUGAAAUGGUUUGCUGAGCAAUAUAUGCAACAAUGUAACCAAAUGCUUGUAUCGGAUGUAAUUCAACCAAUUCGGAAUAUGCUCAAAAGGUUCACAUCAUGAUUAGAUAGCUAUAUGACAGCUUUCCUUUUUCUAAAUAAUAGUAUGGCAAGUACUUAUGGUGGUGUUUUUUUCUUUCCUCCAAAAUUGUUCGUUAGUCUUGGCAAUUAAUUUUUAAUAAUGAUAAUCGGGUUACAAGAAGGAAAUUUUGGGUUAACCAAUUUAUGUGAUCACUGCGUUGUAAAAUUAAUAAUUUGUAUGCUUUUGUAACUAUGUAUAUUAGUGUAGAUAUAAUUUACAUUUUUCAUGUAAAUUGGCAAUGCACUUUCUGUUAUUAAACCGUGACUACAA
Molecule: messenger RNA, 4687 nt
Organism: Dreissena polymorpha
Lineage: Eukaryota; Metazoa; Mollusca; Bivalvia; Myida; Dreissenidae
Product: protein zer-1 homolog
Exons: 15
Coding region: 76-2478 (800 amino acids)
Cellular component (GO): Cul2-RING ubiquitin ligase complex
Source: RefSeq, a predicted model, not a curated record